AUGCGCAAGCAUUCAUACAGCUCUUUCCACGACCCACGUCAACUCGAUGUCGCCGACUUUCCUGCGGUCCGCCGCUCUCUCAAAACACAAUCUCAGCCAGACGCGGAAAGCAUCAUCGACCAUGUUCCAGGGGAGCCGAAUGUCGAUCUUAGCCAACCCAGCGUCUACGGUUUCCUGAGCUCCGAAUUCCACACGCCCGUCCUUGAUGAGCUCCAUCCGCAUCUGCGGGAGAUCCUUGCGAUAGAAGACAUCUCGUUACAUUUAGUAUGGCACCGCAGCAGGAUCAACAUCAAGCCCAUGCCGCUCUUCUUGCUCAACUACGACUUCUGGGCAAAACCCGUCUUUGAUCGGAGUAUUGCGUUGGGCUUCAUGCUCACCUACGCCUUGCUUGUACGCCAUCGUCUAGACUUCUUUUUGGCGCGUGAAGCGCACCUGUUCCCAGAAGACUUGGAUUGGACCCAGCGGUCCAAGCUCAUUGCUCACUUUCACCACGUCCAAGACGACGAGGUCGCCGAACGUUAUCGCUAUGGCCAGCCCCGCCUCUCUCGCUUGAACUGGGCCGUCCGGAUAUUCCGUCCAGCAUCUGCGUUCAAGACAAAGUGGUUCUAUAUAGUGCCGCACUGGUCGGUUCUUUUGUAUCUGGCGCGGGCGCUUACGCCUUUGAUCUUUAGCUUUGCCAGUUUGUCUUUGGUGUUAUCUUCUAUGCAGGUUAUACUGGCCAUUUCGGGUGAUGAGCUGGGGAUUGUUGAUGGGCUGAAAGCAACGAAGGCGAUAUUUUGGUUGUUUUCAGUCAUUGUGCUGGUGUUCUCUACCUCGAUGUGGAUGUUACUGUUUGGUUCACCAAUGUGUGGGUUCGUUUGGCAAUUAUCAUGGGGCCAAAAGCAUAGAGAGAGAACACUGACGAAAGUUAAUACUCCGCACAGGACGGGUAAUACUGCUAAAGUAUGA
Didymella exigua CBS 183.55 is the source of this 948-nucleotide messenger RNA. RefSeq lists its product as uncharacterized. The transcript has 4 exons. Lineage: Eukaryota; Fungi; Ascomycota; Dothideomycetes; Pleosporales; Didymellaceae. The coding region runs from base 1 to 948 and encodes 315 amino acids. The record is from RefSeq and is a predicted model, not a curated record.